Alternaria hordeiaustralica is the source of this 525-nucleotide messenger RNA. RefSeq lists its product as uncharacterized. Bases 1 to 525 code for a protein of 174 amino acids. Gene Ontology annotation, molecular function: 2 iron, 2 sulfur cluster binding. The transcript is spliced from 2 exons. The record is from RefSeq and is a predicted model, not a curated record. Lineage: Eukaryota; Fungi; Ascomycota; Dothideomycetes; Pleosporales; Pleosporaceae.
AUGUCGUUCCUGGUCAAUCCAUUUUCUCGGUCAUCUCAGGCUGGUAACGCGUGGUUUUGCGCUGGCGCAGUGACGUCGUACCCGGAUCUCGACGACUCCACGCGCGUCGGCGAACAGCGCCCGUGCGGCGAAAAGUAUGUGGCUGGAUGCCGGGUGUUUCACGUGCCUCGCGACGACAGCUCUAAAGCCACAGAGGUCGCAAUUGAUGACUGGAAGGACCCCGAAGUUGGUGGCGAUGCAAAGGACCAAGUGAUGGUAUUCCAGUACAAAGGAAAAUUUGUCGCGGUGAACCACGAAUGCCCGCACUCUUCAUAUCCACUCUCUAAUGGUACACCUUUCGAUAUCGAAGACUUUGGCGUCGUGCUCAGUUCAGGCAUCCAGUGUCCGAAGCACGACUGGUCGUUCGAUCUUCAUACCGGUCGAUCGGACCGCGGUAGCUAUAGGCUACAGGUGUGGGAAGUUCAGCAACGAUCAGGCGAUGAAGACCAGGAGGUAUGGGUUAGAAGAAAGCAAAGAAUCGGAUAG